GAAACUCGCGUCAAAGCAACAAUUCUGACUGUCAAGAAAGAAAAUUAAAUAAAAUUUUAUAGAGAAAUAUGAAUGAAAUAGAAAAAUGCUCCAGGUUUUAUUUUUGCUUAUUAUUGUCGACAUUUUAAACGCCGUGUUGUAUGUUGACACAGGACCUACCAAAAGGCCACAAUCGGAGUUCGAGACCGUCUUAACAGAUGUGAAAGAAAAAGAGAAAAUCAUCAACUGUGAAGACUUUUCUCAAUAUUCCAGGAACUGCACGUCUGAUGCUGCUCUGGUGUAUAAUUCAAGCAGAAUGAUUCCACCGCUACCUAACAAACUUUAUGACUGGUGCAAAGCAAUAAAACAUCUAACAACCUGCGCAAUGGAUUGGAAUAUCGACUGUAAAGGACAAACUGACAGUUACUUCAACGAAGAAAGCAUCAAAGGACACAUACACGUGGCUAACAAUAUUUGUGACGAUGACUUAUUUUUGUUACAUUACGAAGGAUUGACACAAUGUAUUGAAAGCAAUGAGGACCGUUGGGAAGAUUGCUACAAAAUCUUCAAAAUGAUUGUCGAACAGGAGAAGAAUACUAGUCUUGAAUGGACACAUUACGACAUUCAUUUUAAUUUAUGUUGUGCAAGAACCUCUUUUCGAAGAUGUACGCUGAACAUUAUUUUUCGAUCACCCUCAAAUUGCACGCACGACCAAGCAGUGACGCUGCAGAAGUUCUCAGUCAUCGUCUCUGAAGGAGCCGUCUAUCAGGACUGUGGCAAGAAUAUAAUGUAUGAACAAUGUCCUGGUGGAGAUCCGAGGCCUUCGAAGCACAUGCUGAAGCGACUAACUAGUGAAAAUGAUGCUAGGAGCAAAGCAAACGCCGAUCUGUCAAUGUUUUUUGUAUUUGUCAGCGCUCUUAUAUUUUUCGUACACUGUUUAUUGUUUCUUAAUCAAAAUAUUUUAAAAUAA
This is a messenger RNA of Leptidea sinapis, 949 nucleotides long. RefSeq lists its product as uncharacterized. The record is from RefSeq and is a predicted model, not a curated record. The coding region runs from base 86 to 949 and encodes 287 amino acids. Lineage: Eukaryota; Metazoa; Arthropoda; Insecta; Lepidoptera; Pieridae. The transcript has 6 exons.